GAAGCCUCCCGCGGAGGGCGAAAGAGAAUGGCUCCGGGGAUGAAAGGUGAUUCACAUGAUGCAGUAUUAUCUCCUGGUGCUGAAGGUGAUGCUGUUAAGGUUUAUGUGAGGGUGCGUCCUCCUACAGAAGGCACUGGACUUGCUGAUGGGGAUCAUGGCUUGUGUUUAUCUGUUCUUUCAUCAAGCACCGUCCGUCUGCAUUCAAAACCUGAACCUAAGAUCUUCACCUUUGAUCAUGUGGCAGAUGUGGAUACAGCCCAGGAAUCAGUGUUCUCAAGUGUGGCCAGAAAUAUAGUGGAAUCAUGCAUGAAUGGCUACAAUGGAACCAUUUUUGCAUAUGGCCAGACUGGUUCAGGCAAAACAUUUACUAUGUUAGGACCACCUGAUUCUGAUAACUUUACCCAUAAUCUGAGAGGAGUAAUUCCACGGAGCUUUGAAUAUCUGUUUUUUCUCAUUGACAGAGAGAAAGAAAAGGCUGGAACUGGGAAGAGUUUCCUCUGCAAGUGUUCAUUUAUUGAAAUCUACAACGAACAGAUAUUUGACCUGCUGGAUUCUGCUUCAACUGGACUAUUGCUCAGAGAACACAUCACGAAAGGAGUAUUUGUUGAUGGUGCAGUGGAACAAGUGUUGGCUUCGGCUGCUGAAGCAUAUCAAGUGUUGACAAUGGGCUGGCGAAAUCGUCGUGUAGCAUCUACCUCAAUGAAUAGAGAGUCCUCAAGGUCACAUGCUGUUUUUACUAUCACAGUAGAGUCAGUGGAAAAGAGCAACGAAGUUGUGAACAUUCGAUCCUCUCUGCUCAAUUUGGUAGAUUUGGCUGGGUCCGAGAGACAGAAAGAUACUCACACUGAAGGAGUAAGGUUAAAGGAGGCAGGUAACAUAAACCGAUCAUUAAGCUGCUUGGGCAAAGUGAUCACUGCCCUUGUGGAUGUAGGCAAUGGAAAACAGAGACACAUCUGCUACAGGGAUUCUAAGCUCACUUUUUUGCUACGGGAUUCCCUUGGAGGUAAUGCAAAAACUUGCAUCAUAGCAAAUGUUCAUCCAGGAUCCAGAUGUUUUGGUGAAACUUUGUCCACUCUUAAUUUUGCUCAGAGAGCAAAACUAAUUAAAAACAAGGCUGUAGUAAAUGAAGACACCCAAGGGAAUGUAAAACAGCUCCAGUCUGAACUGAAGAAACUGAAAGAGCAGCUUGCUCUGCUUACUUCAGGGAGAUCUUUGCAUGAUGUUUCCCUUUCAAUAGCUACCAUCACACAUGAUGUAGGAAAUACAGAUUAUGUGAACAAUUUUCUUGAAGCUAUGCGAUUUUUGGAAAAAUCUGAAAGUGAAAGAAAGAUCCUGUUAGAUAAAGUUGCCCGACUAGAAGAUCUGUGUGCCAAAAAGGAGAAGUUCAUUCAGUCCAACAAAAUGAUAAUUAAAUUUAGAGAAGAUCAUAUAACUCGCCUGGAAAAACUACACAAAGAAGCUCAUGGUAGCUUUUUGCCCAAGGAGCAAGAAGUGUUCUUCAAGGACCUGAAGGAGGAACUUGAGACUCUCAGAGAACAGGUGGAGCAUCAUCCACGAAUUGCAAAAUAUGCCAUGGAGAAUCACAGCCUCCGUGAAGAGAACAAACGACUUCGUUCCUUACAGUCAGUGAAAAGAGUCCAGGAAAUGGAUGCUCAGGCCAUGGCAGAACUGGAGAAAGCGUUCUUAGAAGCUUCAAGGAAAGAGUGUCAAAAUGGAGGCCAGCAGAUGUGUCCUACCAUCAUGUCAUCAGAUAACUCAGUUGAGAAGCUAAAAGAACGUCUGUUGCACACACAGAGUGAACUGGCAAGUUCCCAACAAGAAUAUGAAGAAUUUAAAGCUCUAACAAAGAACAAAAUUAGGGAACUGGAAUCAGAAGCUCAGUCUCUACAGACAGCAAACCAACAUCUUGAGAGAAUUUUGGAAGCCACCAAGGCUUGCAAACGCCAGGAAGUUUCUCAUCUUAACAAAAUGCACAGAGAAACUUUAAAGAACAUUAGCACUCCAACAAAGGCUUAUCAGCGAAGGUCUCUGUUGGUGACAGGAUCAACCCCUGAAAUGUCAAGGCGGGAAUCUAUUGAUAUCUCCGUAGGAGAGAUGGAUGGUAUCUUAAAUGAACCGAUGCCCCCUGAAAUGAACGAACAGGCAUAUGAGGCUGUUGUGGAAGAGCUGAGAUUGGUGCAGGAACACUUAAGCUCUCUUCAGAUCAAGUUAGAUGAGGAAGAAAGUAAAAAUAUAAAGCUUCAACAGCUAGUUUAUAAGUUGGAGAACCGUUGUACGCAAAUACAAGAGCUUUUCUCAUCUGAAAGAAAUGAAUGGCAAACCGAAAAGCAAGGGUUUCUUGAAAAGAUAGACACUCUUGAAAAGCAAUACCAGGAUACGCGGUGCAAGGCUGAAAUAUUGAAGAGUGAAGUCCAUGACUUGCGGAUUGUUCUGCAGUCUGCAGAUAAGGAGCUGUCUUCUGUAAAAACGGAGUAUGAUUCUUUCCGACAAAAGCAAGAGAAAGAAAUUAGUGACCUUUCUACUCUCCACAUGGAAGUCCAACUUCAGCUUGAUAGUGUCAGGCUAGAAUAUGAAAAAGUGCUUGAAGGAAAAGCAAGCCUGCAAGAUGACUAUGACAAUCUCCAGGAAAUACUGAAGUUUGAGACUGACCAGUUGACGCAACAGCUAAUCGAAAGCAAGCAGGAAAAUGAAGCACAGAAAAGUGCAUUUCAGAAUCUCUUAGUCCUGUUGGAAAAUGAAAAGGAACAUAAUCAAAAAUUAACAAUGCAGUUACAGGAAGAUAAAGAACAUAAUUCCAAGGAGUUGUUGGAAGCUCCUGAAACUGUACAACUAGAGAAACCAUCAUGUGGAAUGAUGCCAAGAUGUGAGCAGCAGGACGUAAAGCUGCAGAAACUAGAGCAAGACUUGUUUGCUGCUGAGGAAGUUAUUGCUUCUCUGCGUAAGACAAACACUGCUGAUAAGGAAGUUGUAACAGACCUGAUGAGCCAGAUCCAAAAGAUGAGGAUGUCUGUCAGUCAAAAAGAAGAAUGCAUAGAAGGGCUGAUAAGAGACCUGGAGGACCUAAAUUGUAAGUACAAUUCUGCUUUAGCUAUGAAAGAAGAAAGCAAAGCAAUUAUAGAGAUACAGGAAAAGCAGAUUGAAGAGUUGAGAGAGACCACAGAGAGACUGCAGAUUGCAGACAAGAUUGAGAGAGAGCUUCUUUGUGAAGAUUUGAACCACACCUCUGAGCAGCUAAGCAAGUUAACUGAAGCUUCCAAAGAGCAUGCAGCACUUCUUCAGUGUGCACAAGAAGAUCUGAUAAAAAAAGAAACCAUCAUCCAAGGACUUCAGGAGCAACUAAAGAAGUCAGAAGAGCUGAUGAGCAGGAAGAAUGAAUAUGAAUUUAAAAUGCACCAAACAGAAUGUCUUAUGGACUCCUUUACAGCAACGUCACAGAACCCCCAAACUCCACCAAACUUUGAUGUAAGCCUGGCAAAAUAUUUAGAGACCCAAGAGCAGGAGAUAAUAGACCGAAGAGCCUCUGCAGUCACCCUGGAACAUCUUGUAUCUGAAUUAAAUAAAGAAAGAGAUGCUAAAAACAGUGAAAUCAUAAGGCUAAAGACUCAGUUAUGUGAAUUGGAAAACACUCGUCUGGAAAUGCAGGUAUUAAUGGAAAAUAACAGAAAUUUACAGUGUCAACUUGAAGAAGCAAGAAGUGGAAAGAGGACUGGUAGUCCCAGGUAUCCAGAUGUUCAAGACCUACAGGAAAAAGAGAAGGAAAUUAACAAGGAAAGACUAGCAAAGACUAAAGCCAUGGAAGAAACGCUGGCAGUCAGAUCAGAGUUGGAAAAAGCCAGGAGUGACCUUAGAAACAAGAACACUGCCUUCCAGGAAAUGAUUUUGGAGGUGGAACGGACAAGAGCUUUGGAGUUGAAAACCUUCCAGGAGAAAGAAGAAAUGAGAUCAAAACUGGAAGAAAUGUAUGAACAGAGUGUAAAAAUGGAAAAGGAGAUGUCCUUGCUGAAGAAACAGGUCGAGUUUCUUGCUGAGGAGAACGGGAAGCUGGUGGGUCACCAAAACUUAAAUCAGAAGAUACAGUAUCUUGUUAAGCUAAAGAAAGAUCAUGCUAGACUAAUGGAGGAAGCCGAUGCACUUCGUGCUGAAAAUGCUUGUUUGAAAGAAAAGGGUGAAAUGUGCAAGAAUCCUCUGGAUUAACUGGGUCAGGAAAGCAAAAUACUAACGUCAUUGGCAACAAGUAAACAAUGGGACAUGGCUUGGUUUUCUCCCCACUAGCCCAACGUCCCUUUGCUCAGGAGGAAAUGGUUGCAAACUGUGUAACAUGCCAGGCGGUAGUUCUGGUUCAGGGCUUCUUGUUCCAAAUGAUCUUGCAGUUUUUAGCAGAAUUUUCAUUCUUUCUUACUGAGCCAUUUUAAAGAAUUUCAUUGUAAUAUUGCAUAUACUGGGAAAUGUCACCGUUUGGCCUCCUGUUAUUAAAAGCUCUAGGGAUAUCUCACAUUGAAUUGACUGUAUGUUAAAAAAUCACUGUAAUACUUAUUUUGAAAUGUGUAUCUAUCGAAACGAUUUGUCUCAUGACUGUUGUUCAAAGAGGCCUUAAACAAAUGUGUUUUAUUUUUAAUGAAACAAAAUGAUCUGUUAAAUACCACAAGGAUGUUUAAUAUGAUGGGCGGUGUAAACUUGGUGUCAUGUGUGUUUCCUUUCUCUUAGUUGUCCUUGUCUCCAGAAUACUCCUUGCCUCAGUGUAAAAUAGGUACAAGACCAUCAUCAGGCAUCAAUGUCAACAUUGGCCAGGAAACAUGAGUGUCAGCUGUUUAAAAAGAUGUCCUAUUCAUUUUGAAGGAGCGCAGUAAGGCUUCCUGGUUACACUGGAGAGUCAUUACAAGCGGCAGAAGUCUUUAGAAUCUGUAGUCAACACACAGGAGGCAAUAAAAUGAAAGAACUGUUGGCUUUGUGAAAUAUGAUUGAAUUAGCCCUCUAGUAUUGCCCUUACCUGUCUUAUUAGAUCAUGCAAAGUUUUGCAUGUUUAAAUAUGGAUUAUACGUAAUGUUCCAUAUUCCGAAUUUCAUCGAGUGUCUGCUAAAACAUGCCUGACAAUAUUUUCUCUGUUUCACUAAAGUGAACAGAAUAUCUACUUGAGCAAUCCCCUCCUAUUGUGUAUUUUGCUGUAAAAGGUAGUCAUUUAAAUGUGUAAUAGCUAUUCUAAAUUGCCCCACAUGAUGUUUAAAAGUACAAAAUAAAGAGUAAGAAUCUAAGUAAUAGUAAUCUGUGAGGCUAGUCCUGUGAACAGUGGAGGAUCACGAACCUGUCAAGGGUUUGCAUUCCCCUUCCAGGCUCCACUUCUCCCAUCAUGUGUCUAUUACUUCCAUUUCCUCUAAUCCUAGCAUUCUUUGAUGUCCAAAUCUGGCAAACUAUAGCUGAUGCUAAUCUUCAGAAUCGUAUCUUAGAGGAGAUUUGUGUGGCAAGGGAAAGGAGGGAGUGAACAAGCCCAUGGCAUAUCCCUGAUCUCAAAACCAUGGUUCGGAGGAUCUUCUGAAUUGAGUCACAGUCCAGUAUUCUUCAGCACUGCACAGUCCAUCACAAUAUGAAUCCCCUACUAGGUAUGCUCCCAGUAAUCCAUAUUUAAACAUGCAUGAUCCAUAUUUAUGGUGAACAAAACUUCCUGUUGUGGAGAGAUUUUUAGCACUUUAAAGACUAUAAAUAGUCUUUAGAGUGCCACAAGGCCUUUUUUUUCUUACAAUAGACUAAUGUGGACUAAGUCCCAUGGCCGAAAGAAAGGUGUUCCGUUAUUUCAGUACCUGAUUCAUUCCGUGGCAGCUAUAGCAGGACUCUAAAAUUCUGUAAAUGUUUUCUGUUUUUUUUUUUAUUCUGAGAAU
This is a messenger RNA of Eublepharis macularius, 5870 nucleotides long. It is a transcript of the gene KIF15, whose product is annotated as kinesin family member 15. Gene Ontology annotation, molecular function: microtubule binding; ATP binding; microtubule motor activity. Lineage: Eukaryota; Metazoa; Chordata; Lepidosauria; Squamata; Eublepharidae. Bases 28 to 4194 code for a protein of 1388 amino acids. The transcript has 35 exons. Gene Ontology annotation, biological process: microtubule-based movement. The record is from RefSeq and is a predicted model, not a curated record.